This is a messenger RNA of Ylistrum balloti, 2003 nucleotides long. RefSeq lists its product as uncharacterized. The record is from RefSeq and is a predicted model, not a curated record. The transcript is spliced from 7 exons. Bases 46 to 879 code for a protein of 277 amino acids. NCBI's taxonomy places the organism in Eukaryota, Metazoa, Mollusca, Bivalvia, Pectinida, Pectinidae. Gene Ontology annotation, cellular component: nucleus; 90S preribosome.
UCGUUUGUAUAUUUUGUGGAUAGAUUCGUUAUUCAUUCCAUUGUCAUGGCAGACGACUUAGAUGAUGAGUGGUGGACAAGCGGCCAAAAGGACGAUGAAAGUUCCGAAUCCGAUAGUGACCCUUCAAUGGAGGCUUCAGAAAAUGUUGUACCAACGAAAAGGAAGGCCGAAUCCAUUGAUGAUGACAAAGAGACAAAUGGUGAUCAAGAUGAUGGUGCAGACAAAGAGAAGAAAAAAAAGAAAGCCAAGAGGAAAAGAAAUACAAUAACUGUGGAGUUAAAAGCAAAGGGCAGCAAGUCAGGAACAGCUGAGGAUCUGGUCCAAGUUAUCUCAAAACACUACAAAGACAAGCUCUCUACAGUGGAAUGGGAUAACAUUCAACUGGACACUGAGAGUAACUUCUUUGUGAGUGCUGACAGGGACCAUACAGCUGUGUCCUACCUACGUACCAUCCUACCAAAAUGGAAGAAGAUGCUGAAGACAGAGCUAAAGCCAGGGUCUCCGCUUGUGUUACUGAUAUCAGCCUCUGCCAUCAGGAGUGUGCAGCUUAAUAGGGAGAUAUUGGAUUUCAAGAGUGAUGAGUGUAAAAUUGCCAAAUUGUUUGCAAAGCACUUUAAGCUGGAGGAGCAGCAGAAGUUUCUGACCAAGAGGGUGUGUCACAUAGGUGUGGGAACACCCAACAGACUACAUGCUCUGAUGAAAUCAGGGUCACUACAUCUAGACAAUAUUGUAGCUGUGGUGCUGGACUGGAACUGGCGUGAUGUCAAAUCUAAACGCAUGGUGGAUAUCCCCGAGAUAAGAGACCACUUAAUGGACUUGAUGAAGGACUAUCUCAUACCACAUAUAUCUAAAAAUCACUGCAAGAUUGGAAUGUUAUGACGCUCUGGUUCAGCCAUAGUGAAUCAAGUUCUUUGUAUUUAGGAACAUUUGCUGAUAUAAGGGAGAUAAGUCUGUUCCAUAUAACAUUUGUGUCUUGUUGAUUGAGAUCAACAAAACAAUACAGAUAAAUGGAACAUAUAUGAUUAUAAAAUAUAGAUAUACCAUUUGGGAGAUAAGGUCUGCUCCCUGUAUGAAGCUGUUUCAGAAUGUUGUAAAGGUGUAUGUGAAGUGCUGAGAUGAAAUGAAGGGCUGAUAUUGUUAACAAUAUUAUACAAAUAGUAUUAGUCUGUUUCAUUCAUGUGUAGAAUUGUCAGACUCUAUUUAACAUGAAUACAUUAUGUCUAAACAUAAGUGAGGACAGCAAUAAACCAUGUCUGUAAUAUACAUGGUAAUGUCAACGGUUUACAAAUGAGACAUAUUUUUGCAGUGCGUUGUCCAAGAUAUUUUUGUCUAUAUCAUGUAUACAGAUCCAAACUGUACAUAAAAAUACCAACAAGAUUCUGACAAAGUUGUAGUUUUAAUGUAAUAACACCUGAUUCAGACAAACUAAAUGAUUUGAACGUUCACGACAUAAACUGUUUUUGUAAUUAUUGUAGAAGCCUUGGGCGAAAUAUGUACUAUACUAAAUCAUUAUGGUAAUACAUUUUGAGGAGAUACAACAUCACACAAUAUAUAUCAUUAGGUAUGAUCUUUUAAUUAACAAUGCUCAUGGAAUACUUCAUCUUCAUUGCUUGUUAUACAAACAAAAUAAACAAAGAUCAUUUUAUCUUUCAAUGAAAAAUGUUAGAAACAUACACCCAGAAACUGAAUUAUUUUGUUGUUAUGUUUUAUCAUAACCCAUAUUCUUAUAUCACAGAUCAAAGAAUUUGUGUGAACAUCUGUAUUACAGCCAUCACAUCCUAACAUCUUCCAUCCAAUAAACAUGCCCACCAGCUAGUCUAGUUUUAGAAGGUUCCUUUGUACCAUCCAUCUGAUGUGAUACAUCUCUUGACAUCUGUUUUAAUUAUAAUCACAAGACUAAUGGAACCAGUAGUAUGAUCAUUACUUCCUCUGAAUGUUUUGUGAUGUACUAUGGGUGUUGGUUACUGACCACAUUAUUUUUUUAAUAAAGUAAAGUUACUGUC